AUGCCUCUGUUGAUACCAACGAGGAUGAGGCCGCUCUCAAGCUUGUGGCCAUCGCUGCUAUCCCAGGUGGCGGCUCGCGCGUUGCCUACCACAGUGGCGAAAAUCGGCAGCACUGCCAAGGUCCCGGUCCACGACUUCGCCGAUAUCUAUGCCGACAAGGAUGGGUUCGUCAUCCUCGGCACGAGAGACGCCGAGGGCGGCGGUACCCUCAACUGUGGUAACCCGAGCAACCUGUGCGGUUCGGCUCCUAGUCCGGCCGUUCCGUGCUAUGACAUGUAUAUGAUCCGCUAUGACGGCACGAAGGAGUCGUGGGCCACGAAGCUGACGUCUUCGAGUGCAUCGCUGCCUCCCUACUCGUCGGGCAAGACUGGCCCUGACGUGUACAUGAUCUGGUGGUACGCUCACCACGGCCGUAUCGCGUCCGACGGCAAGAACUGGGCUGCGUACUUCGGUGCCGCCAUCUCCACGUCGGAGGGUGGCUGCAUCAACAUUCACCAGGGUGACCGCAUGAAGGUGGUUGACGCUACGGGUAAGAUCACGGCGGACGAGGACUCGUUCGACUGGGGUUGCUCGCACUCGGCUUACGAGCGUAUCACGUACGACAACCGCACGGACAGCUACGCGACUAUCUGUAAGACGGACAGCAACAACCGUAUCAUGCCGCCUAAGGACUGGGACACUACGAUCUACCCGGUUGACCUGGGUGCUGCCAACCUGGGAGACAUCGUGCCAGACUCUGUUGCCUCUAGCAAGAAGUACUGGGCUACGGUUAGCAACGGCAACGGUGACAACGCCAAGGUGCACCUGAUUCACUUUGCCAUGAACGCGGCUGCCAGCGAGGACAUCACUCUGGGCGGCACGGACGCCAACGAACGUGCGCCUCACCUCGCGCAGAUCGGCAGCGGCGGCAUGCUGGCUGUGUGGGAGGGCAGCUCGUCGGGCGGCGACUUCAUGGAGGGCGGUGACCGCACGAUGUACGCGCAGGUGCUGGACGCCUCGACUGGUAAGACCAUCAGCGACAAGGUGACGGUGGACAAGUCCGUGGUGGGCAACCGCUACCAGGCUCUGAAGACGUAUCCGGACGGCAGUGUUGCAUACCUAUCGAAGGGCAAGACGGACUCCUCGCUGCAGGUGGUGCGUUCUACGGCUGCUAAGUGGAUUUGA
Phytophthora infestans T30-4 is the source of this 1164-nucleotide messenger RNA. RefSeq lists its product as uncharacterized. The coding region runs from base 1 to 1164 and encodes 387 amino acids. The record is from RefSeq and is a predicted model, not a curated record. Lineage: Eukaryota; Oomycota; Peronosporomycetes; Peronosporales; Peronosporaceae. The transcript has 2 exons.